CCUAACUGUCUCCUACAGUCCUACUAGUUCACUCGUCACCGGCAGACCAUCGUCCAUUCGUCCCUGCGUCGAAGCCACAACUCAGAUAUGUCUUCCAUUGACGACGAAAGCUCGAACUUAAGGGACAAGAACAGCCCAGAAAACACUUCAGGUGGAAGCUCCAAAGAUAAAGAGAAGAACAUGGAAGACGUAGACUUGCAUGAUAUUCCAGAACUGGAAUGGAUCGAAAAGACAGCAGCUGGCUCCAGCAGAGAUGUGAAGAAGAAAAUUGUACGUCAAGGUGUGGCAGAUGGUGUUGCUGUGGGAGUGUUACACGCUGAUGAUGUUAUUCGGGGAUUAUAUUGUGCCGACGUUGAUUUGGAGGGGAUUACCGGGGAUGUCACUGUGACAUAUUUGUUAGGUAAGGUUUGUGUGAUUGCCGUGAAGGGCUCAGUCGAUGUGUUCACUGUAAAAGGGGACAUAUCGAUUGAAGCUGUGAAGGGGGAUGUCGAAAUUGAUGGUGUGGUUGGGGAUAUCACUAUCAAAUGCGUCAAUGGCGAUGUUAUGAUCAGAAAUGUCAAGGGUAAUAUUACACUGGGUUAUGUUGCAGGUAGUGUUUUUGUAGAUACUGCAUUAGGUACUGUUCUUGUUGAAGCUGUGAAGGUUGAUGUUGACCUAUAUAGUGUGUAUAAAGAUGCCAAGGUGAGGAUGGUUAAAGGUGAUGCCGGACUCUAUGGCGUGGGAGGUGAUGGGAUUCUAGAAGACAUAAAAGCUGAGACCAUUAUGCGAGAUGUGAUAGGUGUUAUGAUGUUGAACAAUCGUGUUAUAGAGAAAACCAUGCCUGUCAAUCCAUCACUGACAACUAGCAUCAAGGAGAAGUUAGAGAGAGUCCUGGCAAGGGUUUUGAAUUCGUGAUAAGCAGAACCACAAAGUCCAAGAAAAUGAAGAAAUGAAGUUUGUUUUUCUUCUUUUUGUUUUUCUUUUGGCAGAAACAUUGUGUAUGACUUUGAAAUGAGGUUGAAAAGUAAUUGACACUACAGGAUUUUUACAUCUAUUAUUUUC
This is a messenger RNA of Ipomoea nil (Japanese morning glory), 1041 nucleotides long. RefSeq lists its product as uncharacterized. Bases 88 to 894 code for a protein of 268 amino acids. The transcript is spliced from 5 exons. The record is from RefSeq and is a predicted model, not a curated record. Lineage: Eukaryota; Viridiplantae; Streptophyta; Magnoliopsida; Solanales; Convolvulaceae.